CGCUCCUCAAACGCAAUGUCUUGUGGGAAAUGUAGGCGGAGACUUGACAGCAUGGAGGUCGCUGCAGAAACCCCACAUGGCUGUGAAAAUACCUCGGACACAGAGGAAGAAAGAGACUCGGAUAACGAUGUUGGACCUUCAAAGCUUGGCACUAAAGAAUAUUGGGAAGAUGCAUACCAAAAAGAGCUUGAGACGUUCAAAGAGAUUGGGGAUGUCGGGGAGAUAUGGUUUGGUGAGGAGAGCAUGAGCCGUGUGCUGAGAUGGAUGGACAAAGCUAAGAUCCCAGAAAAUGCUGCCAUUCUUGACAUUGGCACGGGAAAUGGAGCCUUUUUAGUUGAACUGGCCCAACAUGGAUACACGAAUCUGACUGGCAUAGAUUAUUCUCCAGCAUCUGUACAAUUGGCCAGAAAUGUUCUGCAGGCAGAGGACUUGACGGAUGUCACUGUAAAGGAGGUGGAUUUCCUCAACUGUGAAGGGGAGCUAAAGGGUUUUGAUGUCUGCAUCGACAAAGGAACAUUUGAUGCAAUAAGCUUAACCCCAGACAACGCCAAGGAGGGCAAAAAACUCUAUGUCCAAGCUGUAAAAGAUGUUCUUAAAGACAAAGGAUUCUUCGCUAUCACUUCUUGUAACUGGACAAAAGAGCAGCUGCUAGACAGAUUCAGUGAAGGAUUUGAGUUUGUACAGGAGCUGCCUACACCCAAUUUCCAAUUUGGAGGCAAGACAGGCAACACAGUGACAGCACUCAUCUUCAAGCGAGUACAUUGAUCACCCCAGAGAAUAUUUUGUAUUUUUUUGUACAAGACCUGAUUAUGUUGUAUUAAUUUUUUUAAGCUAUGUGUAACUGUGUGGGACAGGUUACUUGAAAUAAAUAAAUAACUUCUGU
Messenger RNA from Morone saxatilis (striped sea-bass), 883 nucleotides. It is a transcript of the gene eef1akmt2, whose product is annotated as EEF1A lysine methyltransferase 2. Lineage: Eukaryota; Metazoa; Chordata; Actinopteri; Moronidae. Gene Ontology annotation, biological process: peptidyl-lysine monomethylation; peptidyl-lysine dimethylation. The transcript has 6 exons. Gene Ontology annotation, cellular component: cytoplasm. The record is from RefSeq and is a predicted model, not a curated record. Gene Ontology annotation, molecular function: protein-lysine N-methyltransferase activity. The coding region runs from base 16 to 765 and encodes 249 amino acids.